Molecule: messenger RNA, 2067 nt
Organism: Drosophila rhopaloa
Lineage: Eukaryota; Metazoa; Arthropoda; Insecta; Diptera; Drosophilidae
Product: dnaJ protein homolog 1
Exons: 6
Coding region: 622-1674 (350 amino acids)
Biological process (GO): negative regulation of transcription by RNA polymerase II
Cellular component (GO): cytosol
Molecular function (GO): protein-folding chaperone binding
Source: RefSeq, a predicted model, not a curated record
CUCUCGCGAGCUCUCUUUUCCGCUGAGGGAUAACUUUUUGUUGGACUCUCUGUGGAACGCUGCGAUCUGAGAUCUCACAGAGAGCGCGAGAGAGAGAACGGGAGCACAAGAUUGGGGCAAGUGGUGGUGGAUCCAGUCGGUGGUGUUGGAUCGUUCAGUGAGUCCCCAAGUGUUGUCGCAUCCACUUUAUCGCGUUGUUCGCGGAUUCUUUCGCCGUGGUCGGUACUUUACUAACGGUAUUGCUGCACGCAUCUGGCGGCAAAUUGGCAAAUUGGAAAAUUGGCAGCGAGAAGCCCGCGCUAAUAAUAAAUAUUUUUGAAAGUCGCAAAAUCGGAGGAUCGCAAAUCCAUAUCAAGCAUACGCCCCAUUCACCCCGUCAAUUAUCUUAGCUGAUAAUAGAGCAAGCGAACAUUUAAGAGAGAAAACACAAGAUGCAUGUGCCAUUAUAAAGAUAAAAAGGAAGGAUAUUAUUGGAGCAGUAUCAUAGCAACUAAGGAGGUCCUUUGUUAUAUAUGGAAAACCGAUAACUGAUAUAAUUAUACUAGAGUACAGCCAAUUAUUGAGAGUUAACUUUUUACCUACAUAUAUAGAACCCGCUCACAUACACAGAUAUAACCUGCAAUGGGAAAAGAUUACUAUAAAACCCUAGGGCUGCCAAAAACUGCCACCGACGAGGAGAUAAAAAAGGCCUACAGGAAACUGGCCCUGCGCUAUCAUCCGGACAAAAACAAAGCCGCCAAUGCCGAGGAAAAAUUCAAGGAGGUCGCCGAGGCCUACGAGGUCCUUUCAGACAAGAAAAAGCGGGAGACAUACGACAAAUUCGGCGAGGAUGGUCUGAAGAAUGGAGGCACUCGGAAUGGCGGUCCCUCUAGCAACUCGUUUACAUAUCAGUUCCAUGGAGAUCCGCGAGCCACCUUCGCCCAGUUCUUUGGCAACAGCAACCCGUUCGCCUCGUUCUUCGACAUGGGCGACAACAUAUUCGAUAAGAACGUCUUCGAUCUGGACACGGAACCCGACUUCUUUUCAUCGCCCUUCGGAGGCAUUGGUUCGCGGCAUGGUCUUGGUAGUGCCUUCAGGCCCUCUUUCAGAUCACACUCCUUCAACGUGCAUACUCCGUUCAAGAAGGAGCAGAAGCAGGAUCCGCCCGUCGAACACGAUCUCUACGUGACGCUGGAGGAGAUCUACCACGGCUGUGUUAAGAAAAUGAAAAUCUCCCGACGCGUCGUCCAGGCGGAUGGCAGUUCCCGCAAGGAGGACAAGGUCCUGCAGAUAUCCAUUAAGCCCGGCUGGAAGUCCGGCACCAAGGUCACCUUCCAGAAAGAGGGCGAUAUUGCGCCCGGAAAAAUCCCCGCCGACAUUGUGUUCAUCAUCAGGGACAAGCCGCAUGCCAUGUUCAAACGCGAGGGCAGCGAUCUCCGCUACACGGCGAGACUGACGCUCAAGCAGGCUCUUUGCGGCGUUGUCUUCCAAGUUCCUACCAUGUCCGGCGAUAAGUUGCGCAUCAGCACCAUGCAGGAGAUCAUUAAGCCGAGCACGGUGAAGCGGAUCCAGGACUAUGGACUGCCAUUCCCCAAGGACACCACUCGCAAGGGGGAUCUCCUGGUGGCCUUCGACAUCCAGUUCCCGGAGAAACUGACUGCCGCCCAGAAGGAGAAGCUCAGGGACACGUUAUGAGGGACCAAAUCCACCCAGUGACCACGGCUCAGACUCUCACACAGUCCGGCGGAAAACGAAGCGGACUUAGUCAUCCAACACAAACACAACGCACUAAAACCAAACCGAAUCCAUCUUUCAAUUCUAUGUCCUAUUCAUCGUCUAACAAUGCAUCGAUAUCUUUCUCCAUUUUGCUUGUUUUUUGUGUUCAGUGAAACAUUUACUCAUUUUCUACAGGAACUCCUUCUUAACAAUCGGUUUUGCUCAUCUGCGCCACGAACACGUUUGCAUAAUAUAUAUGUUGACCAUAGUUAUUAUAUCAUUAAUUCUUAAUUUAUUUGUCUAAAUUAAAGCUACAUUUAAUAAAAUUACACAAACACACACAGAAUACAUGUGGAAGAAAAAACAAGCGAA